UUUUUGUUUUUUUUUAAAUUUACCCACUGAGGUUCAUGUGUGGUGGAAGUCUUCUGUCCAAGCUCCAAAAUGCCUGUGAGACGCGGUCAUGUUGCGCUCCAGAACACCUACCUGGACACCAUCAUCCGGAAAUUCGACGAACAAAAUCGCAAGUUUCUCAUCGCCAACGCGCAGAUGAAGAACUGCGGCAUCAUCUACUGUAACGAAGGCUUCUGCCAGAUGUUCGGGUUCACCAGGGCCGAGAUCAUGCAGCAGCCCUGCACCUGCCAGUUCCUGGUGGGACCCGGGACCAUGAAGAGCGCCCUGUCCCAGCUGGCCCAGGCCCUGCUGGGGUCCGAGGAGCGCAAGGUGGAGAUCCUCUACUACGCCAAGGAAGGGACCUGCAGACCCUGCCUCGUGGACAUCGUCCCUGUUAAAAAUGAGGAGGGCCUGGUCAUCAUGUUCAUCCUGGACUUCCAGGAACUCAUUGAUCCAUCACUGAAGAAGUCUGGGCUCAGACAGAGGGUCACACAAGGAUGGAUUUACUGUCAGAACCGCAGACUGAAGAUGAGGCUGCCGGUGCUUCGGUCAAUGCGACGACCUUCACUCUCCAAGGACCAGUUCGAGGGGGUGGUAGUGGAUUAUCUGCAGCCCAACAGUGAGGACGUUCCCCUCAAAGAGUUCCGGAUCCCGUCUAAGGAAAGCUGUAUGCAGUCUGAGACCGAGGCCCUGAUCGAGCAGGACCUGGACCCCCCCUCCCCCGCCGCCCAGUCCUCCACCAAGCGGCGGUCCCUGCUGACGGACCGGCUGGACCCGGGCGCGGCCUUCCCCAGGGGGACGUUACCGCGGAGCUGCUCCAGAGACAGCGUCCGCAGCCUCCGACGGGCAUCGUCAUUGGACGACAUCGACGGCAUGAGGGCGGAGUGGAGCGUCCGAUCCGGAGACCCCCGAACCAACAGCAAUCUGAAGCCCAGUACCCUGAACUCCACGUCAGACUCAGACCUGAUGAGACACCGAGCCAUCGGACGCAUCCCUCAGGUCACCCUCACCUUCGGCUCGGACCGGAUGAGACCCCCCUCACCCACCGAGAUCGAGAUCAUCGCACCCAGCAAGAUUAAAGACCGAACCCAGAACGUCACCGAGAAGGUCACUCAGGUCACACAGGUGUUGUCCCUCGGUGCUGAUGUUCUGCCCGAGUACAAACUCCAGGCUCCUCGCAUCCACAAAUGGACCAUCCUCCACUACAGUCCCUUCAAGGCGGUGUGGGACUGGAUCAUCCUGCUGCUCGUCAUCUACACCGCCAUCUUCACGCCGUACUCGGCCGCCUUCCUCCUCAACGAGGUGGAGGAGGAGCGGAGGAGAACCUGCGGUUACACCUGUAACCCCCUGAACGUGGUGGACCUGGUGGUGGACGUCAUGUUCAUCGUGGACAUCCUCAUCAACUUCAGGACCACCUACGUGAACCACAACGACGAGGUGGUCAGUCACCCGGGACGCAUCGCCCAGCACUACUUCAAAGGCUGGUUUCUCAUCGACAUCGUGGCCGCCAUUCCUUUUGACCUGCUCAUAUUCCGGUCAGGAUCGGAGGAGCCUCAGACCACCACUCUGAUCGGACUUCUGAAGACCGCCCGUCUCCUGAGGUUGGUCCGAGUGGCCAGGAAGUUGGACCGUUAUUCCGAAUAUGGCGCCGCCGUCCUCUUCCUCCUCAUGUGCACCUUCGCCCUCAUCGCUCAUUGGCUGGCCUGUAUUUGGUACGCCAUCGGUAACGUGGAGCGCACCGGCUCGGCUCGUAUCGGAGGCAUGAAGAUUGGAUGGCUGGACAACCUGGCGGACCAGAUCGGAAAACACUACAACGACAGCGACCUGACCUCAGGCCCGUCCAUCAAAGACAAGUAUGUGACAGCGCUGUACUUCACCUUCAGCAGCCUGACCAGCGUCGGCUUUGGAAACGUCUCACCCAACACCAACCCAGAGAAGAUCUUCUCCAUCUGCGUCAUGCUCAUCGGAUCUCUGAUGUACGCCAGUAUCUUCGGUAACGUGUCGGCCAUCAUCCAGCGGCUGUACUCGGGGACGGCGCGCUACCACACCCAGAUGCUGAGGGUCAAAGAGUUCAUCCGCUUCCACCAGAUUCCAGGAGGUCUGAGACAGAGGCUGGAGGAGUAUUUCCAACACGCCUGGUCCUACACCAACGGCAUCGACAUGAACGCCGUUCUUAAAGGGUUCCCUGAGUGUCUCCAGGCCGACAUCUGCCUCCACCUGAACCGCAGUCUGCUGCAGAACUGUAAAGCCUUCAGGGGGGCCAACAAAGGCUGCCUACGGGCUCUGGCCAUGAGAUUCAAGACCACCCACGCCCCCCCCGGAGACACUCUGGUCCACAGCGGGGACAUCCUCACCGCCCUCUACUUCAUCUCCAGAGGUUCCAUAGAGAUCCUCAGGGACGACGUGGUGGUGGCCAUACUGGGUAAGAAUGACAUCUUUGGUGAGUCCAUCAGUCUGUACGGGAGGUCUGGGAAGUCCAGCGCAGACGUCCGAGCUCUGACCUACUGUGACCUCCAUAAGAUCCUGAGGGACGACCUGCUGGAGGUGCUCGACAUGUAUCCGGACUUUUCCGACAGUUUCUGGCACAACUUGGAGAUCACCUUCAACCUGAGAGAUGCAGAUCGAAUAAACCAGACAACCCCGGGCAGGGACUCUGACUGCGGAUACCGCCGAUCCAGACACCGCAGAAGUUCUUUACGACGGCGAAACCGCCCCGACGGUAUGGACGGAGAUGACUCGUACCCGGACCAGUCGUGUCCCGUGGCCAACCACCACCGCCACGGCGCCUUACCGGGGUCUCAGUGGGACGACCUGUGCAGCAGCGGCAGCGUCUGCUCACAGUCCAGCGAUGAUGACGUGAAGCCCAUGGGACACAGUAAAGGGGAGCUGUACCCGCCGGGGGGGGACACCAGAGACUACCCACCCACCGUGGUCAACCUGCUGCCCCACAGUGGACCCUCAGCGGGGAUGGGCCCCCCGGUGGACAUGGGAGGACCGUACUCAGCAGCUGCACCCAUCAGUAUGUCCGGUCUCUAUGGUUACUGGUCGGAUCGCAGGUCCAGCCAGUUCUCAGAGAACCAGAGACGCCUUUCUUCAGUCCGGGCCAGUUUUCACCCCCCACCCUGUGCAGAGGACCGACCCAGUGAACUGGAAUCCAGACUGGAGCUGCUGCAGUCCCAGUUGAACCGGUUGGAGACCCGGAUGACGGCCGACAUCACUGUGAUCCUGCAGCUGCUCCAGAGGCAGAUGGCCCCGGUUCCUCCGGCCUACAGCGCCGUGUCGCCCAGUCCUCACACCCCCCACCCCACGGCCCUUUACAGCACAGGAACCUCCACCAUUCACACUGUCCCCCCCAUUCAGACGGUACAGAUCGACAGCUCCGCUUCACUGAUCCAGAGUCCAGACUCUGAUUUCCAGCAUAAAUCCAAGGACUCUCUGUCCAGUGGGAUCCAUCUGACGGUGGCGUCCGACGACACCAUGUCCAUGUCCCCAGAGGCUGACCCCGCCCCCCGUCUGCCCGGCGUGGACCCCGCCCCUCCUCAGCUCCAGGAUCCUCCCGUACUGCUCUGCGGCAGCCAGCGCUUCCCCUCCCUCCCCGAACACCUGGAGACGUCCACGGAGGCGCAGGAGAUCCAGAGGCACGUGUCCGACCCGGUCCUGCCCGGCAGCUAGAACCCCGCCCUGAGACCCGGUCCGUCUCGGUCCGUCCCGCACGUCCUUCAGCCCCCCCUCCGUCCUGGUCAGAUGCUGCUGCAGAGCGUGGGUCACCUGGACGUCUACGUCACCCAGGGUUCACAGUGCCUCCUGUUUGUCAUGUACAGACUCUACAGCGCCCUCUCUGGCGGCUGAAGUCUCCAGCAUCCCCUCGCAUCCCGGACCUUCUGCUACGAAGAGAUUAUUCCUGCUCAGCGGCGUGGAACAAGUGUGUGUUACGAGCUGACAGUCGGCACUAAACAUACAUAUACAUGCUGGAUGUGAACGCCACUGAAACUGUAACCAGACGGAGGAGACGCGGACAGAAACAUGUUCCACGUGUGAAGAAUUAUCGACCAUAUUUAAAGAGGAACUAUGCAAGAUUUGGUUCUUUUUGGCUCUUCUUUGUUGUUUUUGUAGCAUUUUUCUCUAUAGAGCUCCCCCUACAGUUUCCAAGUACAUAUUCACUGCGGUAAAACCCACACCUACCCCCCCCCCCCCCCGACCAUGUACAUUAGUUUUCAAUGAACUGACGAGUGAUGCUGUUGAGAUGUUGAGAUACGAGAAAGUUACUAAUGUUACAUGAGGACCUCCAACACCAAGGCUAGUUGUUUUGCCAGUUGCUAUUCAGACGAAACAAAUUAGACAUGAGUCAUAUAACGAACUACGUACAUCUGACAAAAACUACAUUCAACUGACAAAAUUCUGCAGCUGGUAAUAAAAACACCCUCCUGAGGCAGACAAAGGGUGUUCUAGUAAAAUAAACAAACAUACACCUACGUGACACAAACAACACUGAUUACGAGUGAAUGUGUUUUUGUGGUGAAAGAUUCGGUAUCGAUCCAAUACCAAGUAAAUACAGGGCCAGUAUCGCUGAUGCUGGUACUGACACCGAUACUUUUUAAUAAUUAAGAUGGACGCAUGGUUAGAUUACUAAAUCUCAAUGAAUUUUCAUGACCUUUAAGUGUUUUUAUGAUUUUUCAUUUGGAUUAUUAACUAGUUAAACCCCAAGACA
This is a messenger RNA of Sphaeramia orbicularis (orbiculate cardinalfish), 4726 nucleotides long. It is a transcript of the gene kcnh6a, whose product is annotated as potassium voltage-gated channel, subfamily H (eag-related), member 6a. Lineage: Eukaryota; Metazoa; Chordata; Actinopteri; Kurtiformes; Apogonidae. The transcript is spliced from 16 exons. Gene Ontology annotation, biological process: regulation of ventricular cardiac muscle cell membrane repolarization; regulation of heart rate by cardiac conduction; membrane repolarization during cardiac muscle cell action potential. Bases 70 to 3690 code for a protein of 1206 amino acids. Gene Ontology annotation, cellular component: plasma membrane. Gene Ontology annotation, molecular function: inward rectifier potassium channel activity. The record is from RefSeq and is a predicted model, not a curated record.